UAAUGUCACAACCGUCCGACACUAAACAAUCAAUACAUAGUGGUAGAAUGAUACUACAUCCAUCAUUAAAGUUAGAUAAAUCAGCAGCAUUUUUUAAAAAUACAAAAGUAAGUUCAUGUUCUUAUGUUAAAAUGAACAAAGGAAAUCCUGAAGUAAUAAAUAAUAAUAAUAUAAAAAGGCUAUACCAUUUUAUGAAAUUGCAAAUAAGACUCCAGCAGAACAUGAAACAAAAUCUACAUACAUAACUUCAACAUAUUCGUAUUCCAUUAAUUUUUUAAUUAAAGUGAUGAUUAUAAAGUCAAACCUUAUUUACAUGUUGGUUCAAAUAAUAAAUUAUUAGAACCAUAUAAUACAGGUUCAUUUAGAUCAAGAUUACCAGAACCUGAUGCACCUAUUUUAACUAAAAAUGCAUCUUAAGUAGAAUUAGGAGAGAGACAGUAUAAAAAUUAUUAAAAUUAAUAUAGUUUCAAUGUGAAACGACAUUUUUUAAGUACAGCACAUAAUGUUUAUGGAAAUUUUGGGAAAUUUGGAAAUGUUACAAAUCCAGGUAUUUUAUCAGAGAAAACCAAAUGGCAUCAUCAUUUAUAAUAAAAAUGA
Molecule: messenger RNA, 597 nt
Organism: Paramecium pentaurelia
Lineage: Eukaryota; Ciliophora; Oligohymenophorea; Peniculida; Parameciidae
Source: the annotation of a GenBank genome assembly